AUGAGUGGAGCAAUCGGGUCGCGAAUCGAAGUUGGGCCCUGUGGUUGCGAGGAGAGCAUGCAGUUGCGGCAUAGAAACAACUCACUACAAGAACAGCUCCAAUAUCUCACGGAUGUCGUUGGCAAGGAUGAGACUGAGGGUGAUCACGUGUCUUUGAUGGAACAAAACGAAGAUCUUCGUCAAAAGAAUUAUCAUCUGGAUGCUGACAACAAGAAGUUACGACAGGAUGUUGAAAUUCUGAAGGGAACUCAUCAACUUCACACGGAUAUGAAGAACCCCUUGAUCUACUCGUCGGAGCCAUUUGGGAAGGAUGAGCCAACCGAGAAGAAAGUGGGAGUGAUUCGCAAUGCUUUUUGGGCAAAACAUGAUAUGUCUGACGCUGAAGUUCAAACUGAAGACUUCAGACAUCUCCAGGAUGGACACGCUGUGUGUACAACUAUCAAGAUGAUUGAAGCACUUUAUCAAGAAGUCAAGAAUAAACAGGUCGCAAUGGAAAAAGACCUUUGGUCAGCUGCACAAAAGAUUGCGAUGGUUGUUGAACGGUUAGAAAUAGAAUUGGCGGCUAAGCAGGUGUUUGAAGCACAUUGUCAACAACUCCUGGAUGAGCAGGCCACAAUGGAAAAAGAGCUGGGGUCAACUACACAAAAAACGGCGAGGGUUUUUGAACGCUUAGAAAUAGAAUUGGCGGCUAAGCAGGCUCUUCAAGCUGAUUACGACCGUGUCAAGGCUGAUCAAGACCGUGUCAAGGCUGAUCAACAAAAGUUCCUUCUCCGGCAAGAACGCGACCAGCAAGAAUUCGAAGAACUUCUGGAUCUUUGUCGAAAAGCUGUUGAGCAAAAUGAGAAGCUCCGCGAUGAAAUGAAACAUCAAAGGCUGGUCACGUUUGGGACUAAUGCAGUUUCGGAUCAAACGUGUUCAUCGCUUGCGCAUUCGCUCUCAGAAGCGAUUGGGAAACAAAACGAGGUUGGCCAAAUGAUCGUUAAUGUUCAGACGAAGCAAAAACCAGGCACUAGCGGAUGCUUCAAGCCUCUUCUGGUGGGCUUCUUGGUGACCGUCACCAUCGUCUUCCUCGUCUCGCUCGUUUCCAUCUCCAUCGACUCAACCGACCCAAAUGCGCUUUAUGAUCGACAUCACUACAUC
This is a messenger RNA of Mesorhabditis belari, 1140 nucleotides long. NCBI's taxonomy places the organism in Eukaryota, Metazoa, Nematoda, Chromadorea, Rhabditida, Rhabditidae. The record is from the annotation of a GenBank genome assembly.